Molecule: messenger RNA, 4557 nt
Organism: Ogataea philodendri
Lineage: Eukaryota; Fungi; Ascomycota; Pichiomycetes; Pichiales; Pichiaceae
Exons: 4
Coding region: 1-4557 (1518 amino acids)
Biological process (GO): glycine decarboxylation via glycine cleavage system
Cellular component (GO): glycine cleavage complex; mitochondrion
Molecular function (GO): protein binding; glycine binding; glycine dehydrogenase (decarboxylating) activity
Source: RefSeq, a predicted model, not a curated record
AUGGAUAAUCCUUUCAGCAAGCUUUCCAAAAGGUCAUCUAUUGCCGUGGAAAGACCGUCUUUCCAACGUCCCGCAAAAUCUUCUUCCCAUGACUCUCGGUUCCCUGUUUUCGGGCUUGACUGGGCCUGUAACGCCAACUCAGACAUAGCAAAGAUAGCCGUCAGCUCGUUCCGGGAAGAUCUCACAAACAGACUGAAAAUAAUCAAUGGUACGCCAAAUUAUCUUGACACCGACACCGGAAUUAAAUCCCUGGAUGCGUACAACUUCCAGUCCGUUGCGGAGAUAACCGUCAACUAUCCUGUCACAAGGCUCCAAUGGGACCCGUCAAUGAGUUUAUAUCCCAACACCACUCGCUUGGCAACAAGUUCGGAGUGUUUAAGGGUCUACGAACUGGCGGAGCCCGACACAAAUCAAUCAUACUCGCAUAGUCCUCGGCUCGUUGAGAAACUCACGCUCACAAACUCAAAGAACAAGAACUUCAAUCAACUACCGCCGCUCACAUCUUUCGACUGGAACAAAACAGACCCCCGAUACAUCAUCACCAGUUCCAUAGAUUCGACGUGUACACUAUGGGACAUUUCCCGUGGAUCCGGAGUGGCAAAAACACAGCUGAUUGCCCACGAUAGCGAGGUGUUCGACGUCAAGUUCCUGCAUGGAAAUAAACAUGUCUUCACCAGUUGUUCCAACGACGGGUCGGUGAGAGUGUUUGAUCUCCGGUCUUUGGAACACUCAACCAUCAUCUACGAACCACAAUCCUCCAAGUCAUCCAUAACAAGUUACGGCAUGAAUGAUACCAGGCGAGAUAGUCAGGCCGGUGUUGUUCAGCCUACACCUUUACUCCGACUUGCUACUUCCAAUUAUAAUGCCAACCAACUUGCUGCCAUCGAAGCAGGAACAAACCGAAUACUAGUUUUGGACCUGAGAUACCCUGAGACCCCUGUACAGAUGCUGCAAACCCACGCGGGAGCCGUCAAUAGCAUUGCAUGGCACCCAUCCAAAAACGUGCUGGCAAGUGGUGCGGACGACUGUCAGGUGUUGAUUCACGAUUUGGCCGAUACUACACAGACAAACGAGUCAUUAUUACCCAAGUAUGCGUUCUUUGACGAGCUCGAAAUCAACAACGUGUGCUGGAACCCUCAAGGCACCUGGAUAGCUGCCAAUAGCGGUCGUCGCACCCAGUCAAUCAAGCUUACAGGCGUUUCUUCCAAAGCGUACAAUGAAGGAUACGCUCCCUCAAAUAAGGGACUUGCUGAUUUGGACACUUUUGCGCGUAGACAUUUUGGCCCAAACCCAAAGGAUGUCGAUCGCAUGCUUCAAACCGUCCAGUCUAACGAUCUUGGUGAGUUCAUCAGCAAAGUUAUCCCUGAAAAUGUGCUUGUGGCCAGACCUUUGAAGAUCGAGCCAGCUCAGGGCUACUCUGAGACACAGAUGUUGAAUCGACUUAAAAAGAUCGCGUCCAAGAACAAGCUUGUGAAGACCUAUAUCGGUAAAGGGUACUACAACACUGUUCUUCCAGCCGUGAUCCAACGCAAUCUGUUAGAAAAUCCUGGUUGGUAUACCUCUUACACUCCUUAUCAGCCAGAAGUUUCGCAGGGUCGCUUAGAGAGUUUGCUUAAUUAUCAAACCAUUGUUUCUGAUUUGGCUGGUUUGCCUGUUGCUAAUGCGUCUCUUUUGGAUGAAGGAACUGCUGCUGCUGAGGCAAUGAUCCUUUCUUACAACCAACUAAGAGGCAAGAAGGCCAAGUACUUCGUGGAUGUUAAGACCCAUGAACAGACCAUUGCUGUCUUGAAGUCCAGAUCCUACACUUUGGGUAUUGAGUUAAUCAUUGACGAUCUGUCCAAACUGGAGUCGGUUGCAGGCGAAAUUUGCGGUGUUUUGAUCUCUUAUCCUCAAACUGAUGGUGCCAUUCCGUCACCAGAGUCUUUGGCCAGUAUCACUGACAUUGUCCACUCCAACAAAGGAUUGGUGGCCGUCGCAUCUGAUCUGAUGGCUCUGGCUUUGUUGAGACCACCUUCUGAGUUCGGUGCCGACAUUGUUCUUGGAUCCUCGCAAAGAUUUGGUGUUCCAAUGGGUUUCGGAGGUCCACAUGCUGCGUUCUUCUCUGUCACUGAGAAACUGCAAAGAAAAAUGCCUGGUAGACUUGUGGGAGUCACAAAGGAUAGACUCGGCAACCAAGCCCUACGUCUUGCUUUGCAAACUCGGGAACAGCAUAUCAAGAGAGAAAAGGCCACUUCCAACAUCUGUACUGCACAGGCUCUUUUGGCCAACAUUGCUGCCAACUACGUGGUUUACCACGGUGCCUCCGGUCUGCGUACAAUCGCUGCACGUAUCCACGGCCUGACUAGCCUUUUGGCCCAACAAAUCACCGAAAACUCUUCUCAUUCCGUUAUCAAUUCGACCUUUUUUGACACUCUUUCAGUGAAGGUCGAUGGAUCCGCUGAUGAGUUCGUUGCUAAGGCUUUGUCUGAGUACGAAAUCAACAUUUUCAAGGUUAACGAUGGCCAAGUUCAACUCUCUUUGGAUGAAUCUGUCAACCAAGAAGACUUUGCCAAACUGGUGCAGCUGUUCACCUCCAAGUCUAUCUCUGUUCAAGAAAUUGAGGCAUUGCCUGAGUUCCCAAAAGAGCUGUUGAGAACUGACAAGAUCCUAACCAACCCAGUUUUCAAUACUCACAACUCCGAAACAGCUAUGCUUCGUUACCUGUACAAGCUUCAGCAAAAGGACGUGUCUCUAGCCUCGUCCAUGAUUCCUCUUGGAUCGUGCACUAUGAAGCUGAAUGCAACCACCGAGAUGAUUCCAAUUACCUGGCCCGAGUUUGCAAACGUUCAUCCUUUUGUUCCAAAAGACCAGGCUGAAGGCUACCUGCAGCUGAUUACCGAGCUUGAGGCUGACCUUGCAGACAUUACCGGUUUCGCUAAAACCACUCUCAUGCCAAACUCUGGUGCUCAGGGUGAAUAUACUGGACUCACCGUGAUCAGAUCUUACUUGGAGAGCACAGGUCAACAACACAGAAACAUCGUUCUUAUUCCUGUCAGUGCUCACGGAACCAACCCUGCUUCUGCCACUAUGGCUGGUCUCAAAGUUGUUCCCGUCAAGUGUCUGAGUAACGGAAACCUUGACCUGCAGGACCUUGAGGAGAAAACCACUAAACACUCCUCCGAUCUCGCAGCCAUCAUGAUCACGUAUCCUUCGACCUACGGUAUGUUUGAGCCAACAAUCAGAAAAGCCGUCGAGCUCGUGCACUCCAAUGGCGGACAAGUGUACCUUGACGGAGCCAACAUGAACGCACAAGUGGGUCUGACUUCUCCUGGCGAUUUGGGAGCAGACGUUUGUCACUUGAACUUGCACAAGACUUUCGCUAUUCCGCACGGAGGAGGAGGUCCGGGUGUGGGACCAAUCUGUGUUGCUGAGCAUCUUCAAGAUUUCCUGCCAAAACACCCAUUGACAUCCACCACAAAUGUGUCUGCCAAGGCCAUCAACGCUGUUUCUGCUGCUCCAUUUGGAUCUGCCUCCAUCUUGCCAAUCUCCUACUCCUACAUCAAGAUGCUGGGAGCCAAGAACCUGCCUUACGCCUCCACCUUGGCCAUCUUGAACGCCAACUACAUGAUGUACAGACUCCGCGACCAUUACAAGAUCAUGUUCCUUGGAGACGAGUCUGCUCAUGAGAAAAUCGAGUACUGUGCGCACGAGUUCAUCAUCGACCUCAGACCUUUCAAAGAGUUCGGUAUUGAGGCCAUCGACGUUGCCAAGAGACUCCAAGACUAUGGAUUCCACGCCCCAACCAUGUCUUUCCCGAUCCCGGGAACGCUCAUGAUCGAGCCAACCGAGUCUGAGGACCUGCGGGAGCUUGACAGAUUUGUCGACUCAAUGAUCUCCAUCCGCGCAGAAAUCGACGCUGUUCAAAAAGGAGGCAGCAAGCUCCUGCUGAAGAACGCUCCACACUCGCUCAGAGACCUGCUCGAGGCCGACGAAAAAGAAUGGACCCAGAGAGGCUACACGCGGGAGCAGGCAGGAUACCCAUUGCCAUUCUUGAAAGACUUCAAGACCUGGCCUACAGUAGCCAGAGUCGAUGACACCUACGGUGACAUCAACCUCAUGUGCACCUGUCCAUCUGUGGAAGAGCUUGCCGAACAAUCAUCCGGAAGAAGACCAGCUCCAAGAGCCGCCCCAGCCCACACCAGACAGGCAUCCACCAUGGCUGCACCUGCCCAAAACCACUCGUACAGCCGCCCUGUGCAGACCCAACAACAACAGCCAGGUCUGUUCUCUCAGAUGGCCUCCACCGCCGCUGGUGUCGCUGUCGGUUCUGCUGUCGGACACACCAUCGGUGCCGGAAUCUCUGGUAUGUUUGGAUCCUCGUCUCAACCAGCCGAGUACCAGCAACAGCAGGUCCAGGCCGCUCCAGCUCAACAGCAGUACCAACAACAAUCUCCAGCUUGUGAUGCUGACGCUAGAAACUUCACCAGAUGUUUGGAAGAGUCCAACGGUAACUUCCAAGCCUGCGACUUCUAUCUGCAACAGCUCAAGGCUUGUCAGGCUGCUGCCAGCCAAUACUAA